This is a messenger RNA of Elaeis guineensis (African oil palm), 520 nucleotides long. Its product is annotated as heavy metal-associated isoprenylated plant protein 2-like. The record is from RefSeq and is a predicted model, not a curated record. Gene Ontology annotation, molecular function: metal ion binding. Lineage: Eukaryota; Viridiplantae; Streptophyta; Magnoliopsida; Arecales; Arecaceae.
CACCAUCCAUUUCAUCACCAUCGUGAGCUUUCGGAACAGCGAAUCCAUGGUGAAGCGGACUGUGCUCAAAGUAGAUAUCUCUUGCCAAAAGUGCAAGCAGAAGCUGAUACAUGCCGUCUGCGGGAUAGAAGGCGUUGAUAAGAUCGAGGUGGAUGGUGCCAAGAGCACUCUGACAGUCACCGGUGAUGCUGACCCCAUCGAAGUGAUUGUUCGCGCGAGGAAGCUGGGAAAAUUUGCUGAAGUGGUGAGCAUUGGUCCGCCGCCGCCGCCGCCGAAGCUGGUGCAGGAGAAGCAGCCUGAGAAAUAAAGGACGAUCAGUCACAUGCCCUCGGCUUGCCCGGUGUGCCAGCGGAUGGGCACCGGUCAUGCCCCUUUGUCUUGCUCCAUCCUGUGAAAUGUGGACAUUUCCAAGUUGACAUUUAUUAUUUCAUUAUCAAGCAGCUGGUGGCAAAGUUUGAUGUAUUAUUGUUCCUAUUCUGUUCCUUAUUUCUUCUUUCCUGUAAAAAUUAUUUAUGAAGUG